This is a messenger RNA of Penicillium antarcticum, 1071 nucleotides long. RefSeq lists its product as uncharacterized. The transcript has 5 exons. The record is from RefSeq and is a predicted model, not a curated record. Bases 1 to 1071 code for a protein of 356 amino acids. NCBI's taxonomy places the organism in Eukaryota, Fungi, Ascomycota, Eurotiomycetes, Eurotiales, Aspergillaceae.
AUGGGUGUCUACGGGGGUCUAGGACCUAUGACAAAUGCAGUGCUUUGGGUUCAAGUCGUUGUUUUUGCUGUCUUUGUGGGACUAAGACUCUAUACACGAAAGUCCAUCUUGAACGCAGUUGGUGCCGACGAUUAUCUAGCCAUUCUUUCACUGGUUCUUCAAAUCAUUUACACGGUCUUCGUCACUGUGGCAAGCUGCUACGGUCUUGGACAAAAGCUUGCUGAUGUUGGGAACCAAGAUAUCUAUUUCACAGCAGUCAAGUAUGAGCUGUUCAGUCAAGUGGCUGGAUUAAUGGUCAUUGGGGUAGGAAAAGCAGCUGUGGGAAUGUUCCUCCUUCGCAUCGUUCGAAAUCGCAUUCAGAUCUGGUUUAUUCGGGUAUGCCUUGCAAUCACUGCUUUUAUCACUCUAUUUGCCAGUAUCACCGUCAUCGUCCAAUGCACUCCGGUGGAGAGAAGCUGGAAUCAUUCAGUUCCGGGAACAUGCUGGCUGGACUUUUCUAAGGUUGGCUACACUGUUGGCUCAUGGUUCGUUGCCGCCGACUUCUCCUUCGCGAUCCUUCCAUGGUUUGUUGUCUGGGACCUCAAUAUGAAACAAAAAGAGAAAAUCACCGUGGCGUUGGGUUUGAGUCUUGGAGUCUUCGCUGGAGUCUGUGGAAUCGUUCGCACCGUAGCUCUGUCAGGGCUCAACGCAUCGGAGUACAUAUAUGAUACUGUGCCAAUGCUCAUCUGGUCCGCCACCGAGAGUACCGUGACUAUCAUGUGCUCAACAAUCCCCGUUCUUCGACCUCUAUACAUCCGCAUCAGAUAUGGAAAAGACGGCAAGGACAGCAGCAAUGGUGGCAACAGUUCCUACAAGCUGCCCUUGUAUGGAAGUGGCCGGAAGUAUGGCAUACUUUCGAUCCCCGGGCCUGGCGCAUCGGUUGUCGAGAAAAAGGGUGGCGCAUACCAAACUACCGUCAUGAAGCACCAAAAAAACAAUACUAGCGACGAAACCAUUCUUCGUGGGGCUGCUGGUAUUGAGAGAACUGAUGAAAUAUCGGUCACCUAUGAGCCAUAUGGUAAAAAGUUCUAA